AUGGAAGAAAAGUAUGAUUCUGGAGAUGUCAGUUGGGCUACAAAAAGUCCUACUUGUACUUAUGGUAAAUCUGUGUGGAGAGCUAUCAUGAAGUACCAUUCUACCUUUUUUAAAUUUAUUAAGUUCAAAGUCAAUAAUGGAGCUCUUUGCAGUUUUUGGGAUGAUAAUUGGUUAUAUCAGCACUCUCUUAAAUCUUUCUAUCCAAACUUAUAUGCAGUUUCUAGAGCUAAGAAUUUCACUGUUGCUGCAAUGGGAACUACUGCUGGUAAUACAGUCAUCUGGAAUCUUCAUAUCCCCAGAAGACUCAAUGCCGCUGCUAGAGCGGAGUACUCUCUCAUUUCUGCAGAUCUGAAUGACUUUAGAUUUGACAUAAGUUCUCCUGAUGAACUGCAAUGGUCUCUCACAAAGUCAAAGCAGUUUUCUGUAAGUUCUGUCUAUGACAAACUUACUGCUAAUAAUGAUACUUUGCUUACUAGUCCAAUUUCCAAUCUUAUAUGGAAGCUUAAAUGUCCCCCUAAGAUUGGAUUCUUCUUAUGGUUAUUGUCUUACAAUAAAUUACCAACCAGAGAUUUUUUAAGAAGGAGAGGAAUGGAUAUUCCACAAGGUUUCUUAUUUUGUGAUGCAGAUGAAACUUCUUCUCAUCUUUUACUUCAUUGCACCUUUGCAAGACAGGUUUGGAAUGAUUUUAUAUGCCAUUUAAAUUGGUUCUUCACUAUGCCAGAUGACAAGACUUAA
Messenger RNA from Papaver somniferum (opium poppy), 735 nucleotides. RefSeq lists its product as uncharacterized. The transcript has a single exon. Bases 1 to 735 code for a protein of 244 amino acids. NCBI's taxonomy places the organism in Eukaryota, Viridiplantae, Streptophyta, Magnoliopsida, Ranunculales, Papaveraceae. The record is from RefSeq and is a predicted model, not a curated record.